UUCAAAUCCCUGAAAAUCCAACCUAUGUUUUGCCUUUAUAUAUUUUGUAGAUUUAUAGGGUUAUAAUUGAGUGGGUUCGGGAGGGUCUAGCGAUUGCCCCAGCCAUUGCAGUUCCCUACUCUAAGGGAAAUGGAAGAUUGGGAAGCAAGGGAAUAGAAUUGCCGCCGCCGUCGAUGAGCCCAUAAAUCGCUGUUAUUCUCUUCUCUGAUUCUUCUCCCCCUCCGAGGAAGAUAGCACAGAAACGAAUUAGCGGAUAAGAGAAGAAAAAGACAAAAGACGAGAAAGAAGUUCCACUGUUUCAGUUUCCGCCACCUAAAAGGAGGGAAAGGAAAAAGGAAGAGCGCGAAACAUAAACCCUAUUUAUCCUUCUCCCAACUAGUUUAAGAUCUCUACCCUUCCUUAUUCGUCCGCUCGUUCCUCUUUUGGUUAGCACUUUGCCUCAUCAGAGCUCCAACCAUGGUCAGUCGUUACCUCCUCCAUGCCAACUAAGGGUUGAAAGCCUUAUCGUGUCCCCCGUAGCUCGUUCCGCUUAGGGUCUAAGGUGGUUACUACAAUGAAACCAGAGAGGAAACAUUGAGUCUUACGUAUUGAGUAUCGAGCUGGAUGCGGCCACCUUGCCCAUCAUGAACGAAUGGAAGGAAAGAGCCCCAUUAACAAGUUUGGUAGAGGCCACCGCGACAAGGUACAGCAGUUCAUGGCCAUAACUGGGGCAAGUGAGAAAGCCGCAGUUCAAGCAUUGAAGGCAAGUGAUUGGCAUCUUGAAGGUGCAUUUGAUGUGUUCUACAGCCAGCCCCAGAGUAAAAUACAUACAGACUCCAGACAAUUGGAAGAGCUAUACAACAAAUAUAAAGAUCCAUAUCUGGACAUGAUAAUGGCGGAUGGUAUUGCUCGUCUUUGCAAUGACCUUCAGGUGGAUCCUCAAGACAUAGUUAUGUUAGUUGCUUCAUGGCACAUGAAGGCUGCCACCAUGUGUGAAUUUUCGAAGCAGGAGUUUGUCGGUGGACUACAAUCUAUAGGGAUAGAUUCACUGGAUAAGUUCCAAGAGAGGAUACCAUUCAUGCGUUCUGAGCUGAAAGACGAACAGAAGUUUCGUGAAAUAUACACUUUUUCUUUUGGGUGGGCAAAAGAGAAGGGUCAAAAAUCUCUAGCACUGGAUACUGCAAUAGGAAUGUGGCAACUACUAUUUGCUGAAAAGCACUGGCCAUUGGUGGAUCACUGGUGCCAGUUCUUACAGGCUCAGCAUAAUAAAGCUAUCUCGAGGGACACUUGGUCUCAGCUAUUGGAAUUCACACGGACAGUUGAUUUUGGAUUAGCAAACUAUGAUGCUGAAGGGGCAUGGCCAUAUCUGAUUGAUGAGUUUGUGGAUUACCUGAAUGAGAACGGUGUUGGUGCUGAUGGGUUCAGUCGAACAAUUGGAGCUUAAAACGACGAAGAAAAUAAGAGGACCAGAUGUGUAGCAGAAGCUGGAAAUUAUGGUGCUUGGUUCUCAAUCAUACAGUUCUGCAGCGUAUAGGAUUGCGUUUCCUCUUAAUUUCUUUACCUUUCUUUCUCUACUAGCACAAGAACCGGCCAACAUGGCUAUCUAAUUUGUAUGUCAUUUACUCUAAUAAUGUAUGUGUUGUUUGGUAUUUUG
Linum tenue is the source of this 1633-nucleotide messenger RNA. NCBI's taxonomy places the organism in Eukaryota, Viridiplantae, Streptophyta, Magnoliopsida, Malpighiales, Linaceae. The record is from the annotation of a GenBank genome assembly.